Messenger RNA from Capsella rubella, 681 nucleotides. RefSeq names its product agamous-like MADS-box protein AGL61. The transcript has a single exon. Gene Ontology annotation, molecular function: DNA-binding transcription factor activity, RNA polymerase II-specific; RNA polymerase II cis-regulatory region sequence-specific DNA binding; protein dimerization activity. Bases 1 to 651 code for a protein of 216 amino acids. Lineage: Eukaryota; Viridiplantae; Streptophyta; Magnoliopsida; Brassicales; Brassicaceae. The record is from RefSeq and is a predicted model, not a curated record. Gene Ontology annotation, biological process: positive regulation of transcription by RNA polymerase II.
AUGGAAGAAGAGAGAGAAACAUCGUCGAUGACGUGCGUGACGUCCAAGGAUCCCUUCCAAAUCCCUAACGAGGCGGUUAGUAAACCAAAAAAGGAGCCAACAACAACAACAUCAACAACAAAAACCCCUAAAACGACACGAGGUAGACAGAAGAUAGAGAUCAAGGAGAUCAUAGAAGAGAGCAAGAGACAAGUAACGUUCUCCAAACGGCGCCGUGGGCUGUUCAAGAAAUCAGCUGAACUGAGCGUUCUCACCGGUGCAAAGAUCGCCGUCAUAACGUUCUCUCGAUGCAAUAGGAUUUACAGGUUUGGCCAUGUGGACGCAUUGAUCGACAAGUAUCUUCGUAAUAGUCCGGUGAAAUUGGAGGGAUGUUCCGGUAAUAACGUGGCGGAGGAGGAAAGUAAGAGGCCGUGGUGGGAGCGUCCGGUGGAGAGUGUGCCAGAGGAGGAGCUUGAAGAUUACAUCGCAGCAUUGAGUGUGCUGAGAGAAAAUUUAGGGAAAAAGAUCAUUGCCAUGAGCAACGAUCGGCCGGUUGAGAUUGUUCCGGCAUGGCCUAUCAACAUGAUGGGUUGGAAACCAACGAUGGAUAUGCAAAACAUGGAAAAUCCGACGGAUGGGAUUACGCGAUGCCGUGUAGGUCAAAACGGCUGAUUGCUUGGUUGUUUACUCGUCAAGAGUAUU